GGCUCGAUUCUACCGAUCAAACUCCGUUUUAAAUAAUUGUCGCGGACUUUCUCACACGAGUUUUAUAUUUUCGCUGUCUCUGUAUUCACACUGAGAACUAGUUCGAGAGAUGAUCAGGUGUGAGCAGUGAGUUGAUAUGAUGAUGUGAAUGUGAUUAUUAGCGGAGGAUCGUAUCAGGUGUUUCGGGAGGAUGAAUGAAUCUCUCCGGCUCGGAUUCUCAUGUCUGCUGCUCUUCUGCUCGACUGUUUCUACUCAAGAAUGUAGAUCUGGAUGUCAUCCUGUCCACGGGUUCUGUGACAACACUGGAGAAUGCAGGUGCAGAACAGGUUGGCGAGGUGUGACGUGUGAUCAGUGUGUUCCUCUGUCAGGAUGUGUUCAUGGAUCAUGUAAAGAACCCGCUCAGUGCAUCUGUGAUCCGGGCUGGACCGGCACUCAGUGUGAUCGAGAUGUUGGUUUGUGUUCAUCAAAGCCGUGUUUAGGUAAUUCCACCUGUAUCGAGACAGGAGCGGGAGAAUAUCUGUGUCUUUGUUCUCCUGGAUUCACGGGCAAGAACUGCCAUCUGAAGAAAGCCUGUUUAACUGAUGGAUCUCUCUGUCAGAAUGGAGGAACCUGUCUGGACACAAAUGGCUCUGACAGCCGCUCGUCGUGUCUCUGUCCACCUGGAUUCACGGGUCGUUUCUGUGAGAUUGAGUUUGACGUCUGUGAGCCCAAUCCAUGUGUGAAUGGAGGCAGUUGCACCCGUCGUGACCUGACGUUCAUCUGCAUCUGUCCGUCGGGGUUCUCUGGCCCCGUUUGUAAUGUCACGCUCACAAGCUGUUCCAGAAAUCACUGCAUGAACGGAGGAACCUGCUUCAGUCACACAGACGGAGGGAUUCACUGCGUCUGCCCACACGGAUUAACUGGCCCAUUCUGUGAACUCCAUAUCAACAAGUUGAAGCCCAAACCCAGAUAUAAACCAUCAGGCGCAGGUCAUGUGAUGCAGCACUACACCAUACCGACUCAUGCUUUCCACAAGUUACUGCGGCCUCCGGAGCGAGAGCUUCUGAAGGAGAACGCUCACACGAGUUCUCAGGUCAUCUGUUUCGCCGUUCUGGGUUUACUCACCUGUCUGGUGGUCCUCGUCACAACAGGCAUUGUAUUUUUUAAUCGAUGUGAGACGUGGAUGGCAAACGUUAAAUACAGCCAGCUGUUGCGUCAGCAGCGAGAUUUCAUCCUGAGAGCGUCCAGCGGCGACGAACACUCGGUCAACAUCAUCUUACCUGAGAAAAUCAAACUGAGUCAUUAUGGGAAGCAUUACACAUCCAUAUGACACUGAAGUGAUGAUGCCUGUUUGAAUAAGGGAAAUAAUUCAGAAACCCUGACAAUUGAUAUUUCAUGGUGUUAUGUCAGCUGUAUGGAAUGAUUCAGGCUCUGUUGAUUUCUUUCUGUAUCACAGGCAACAUGUCACUUUCCCCAACUCAAGAAACCAGUGGAAUACUCUAGAAAUGCCUUUUAAGGCAUAAAAUUGGAUAUUCCAAUAGUUUUACAUUGUUAUUUCCCCCUAAUGUUCUACUAUUUUGUAACAUCAAAUGGCUAAUAGGGUCCAAUGGGGCUAAUGAUGCCUUUGAUUUGAUUUUCUCCCAAAACACUAAACAGCAUCUAAAACUACAGCACUUUCCUGAACAGCUGUCUGACACUAUAUAAUACUGCUAAAUAUUCCUGAUCCAUCAGAUCAUCGUGUGUAAUGAUUAAAGGUUGAUUUUGAGGUCAUUUGAUCUAUUAAUUAUUGUUUAAAUGUUGUUCAUUUAUGUAGCUAAUAAAUAUCCUGGAAAUGAUCACAUUUAUUCUGAGACAAAAUACUCAUUUUUCAUUUUAGUUUUGUUCAAGAUGAUUAAAAUGUUUUUCAAUAACUGUCCAGUAGGUGAAGGGAUAGUAUUUGGGGUAAAAAUCUAAAGCCCCUAUUAAACACAUUUUUCUUGAAUAGAUUUGAUAUGAAAAAUGUUGAAAGUGCGCUCACAUUGACUGAUCCAAUCAUAAUAGAGAUUCAUUUGUUUACAGAAUACUUAAGAUGUGAUGAAAUGUCAAAUGUGAUUAAAUGUGAUUAAAAUGGACAUUAUUUGCAUAAGUUGACAAAUUGUGCCCAAUAACUAUUGUCCCUAUAUCUACAUGAUAUCAAUAUAACCCCCCUGGGGGCCUUUUACAUCAUGUGACGGAGCGUUUUACCUCAGGUGUGGGGUAACAGACUCCCUCACCACCUUUAAAAAAAAUAAAUGAUGUUCUUAUUUCAAUUCACACAAAUUAUGUUGCUCCAUUGAUAUUCGAUAAAAAUAAACUCAUUUUCCUUAAGGUGUGCCUCGAGCCCCAUUUUACCCCAAACACAUUCAAACACGGAUUCUCUGUGUGAAACUUUGAGCUUCUUCAGUUUUUCAGUAACGAUCUCCGGCGGGUUAGAGAGAAGACACUGUGAGACUUCAGUGAGAAGAAGAUAAAAACUCAAACAGACUUCUGAAACCU
Molecule: messenger RNA, 2493 nt
Organism: Myxocyprinus asiaticus (Chinese sucker)
Lineage: Eukaryota; Metazoa; Chordata; Actinopteri; Cypriniformes; Catostomidae
Product: protein delta homolog 1-like
Exons: 5
Coding region: 191-1309 (372 amino acids)
Biological process (GO): heterophilic cell-cell adhesion; establishment or maintenance of epithelial cell apical/basal polarity
Cellular component (GO): protein-containing complex; plasma membrane
Molecular function (GO): calcium ion binding
Source: RefSeq, a predicted model, not a curated record